GGGCUUUCAUUUGUCUUGUAUACGCCGAGGGAAGCGUUCUGCGAAAUAAGGCCGGCGAAAGCGGGAAACGGAAACUCUUGCAAUAUUCUUCGCUAGAAAAUAUUCGCAUUGCAAUAUUCUUCGCUAGAAAAAAACAAUGUCGGGUAUCGCUAUUGGGCGCCUGGGUGAAGAGCGUAAAGCUUGGCGUCGCGACCAUCCUUUUGGCUUCGUUGCACGUCCAGUAAAAAACGCCGAUGGCUCCCUAAAUCUUAUGACUUGGGAAUGUGCUGUUCCUGGGAAGAAAGGCACUCCAUGGGAGGGCGGAUUGUACAAAAUCCGUAUGAUUUUCAAGGAUGACUAUCCCACAACACCUCCGAAAUGCAAAUUUGAGCCGCCCCUAUUUCAUCCGAAUGUGUAUCCUUCCGGUACCGUCUGCCUUUCAUUGUUGGACGAAGAUAAAGAUUGGCGCCCAGCUAUCACAAUUAAACAAAUUCUGCUCGGAAUUCAGGAUUUACUGAAUGAACCAAAUAUCAAAGAUCCGGCUCAAGCUGAGGCAUAUACAAUUUACUGCCAAAAUCGUUUGGAAUACGAGAAGCGCGUCCGUGCUCAGGCCCGAGCGAUGGCAGCAACCAAUUAGCUCAUAUGCUCCUUUUAACUUCAUUAAUAUCAUAACUAUUUAAUCAUAGUGCCCUUACGCCACUACAUCCUCAAGACCGAAUGAAGUAUUUGUGUUCCAUUAAUUGAGUUAAAUUCAAGCUAUCUGGAGAUGCGGUUGAAAGGGAUGUACUAGGUACAAUCCUAACAACUGUUCAAAAUUCGUAAAUGUCAUAAAAAUAUGCACUAUUAGCGUGCGGAGCUGUUCAGCAAAUACACACCGUUCGGUUACCUUCCACUCCAAUCAUUCACGCAUCAUUUCAAAAUGUUGCAAAUAUUCCAAAUACUGAAAUAAAUCGUCUGGGCACUCAA
Molecule: messenger RNA, 945 nt
Organism: Anopheles darlingi
Lineage: Eukaryota; Metazoa; Arthropoda; Insecta; Diptera; Culicidae
Product: SUMO-conjugating enzyme UBC9-B
Exons: 4
Coding region: 137-616 (159 amino acids)
Biological process (GO): protein sumoylation
Cellular component (GO): nucleus
Molecular function (GO): SUMO conjugating enzyme activity
Source: RefSeq, a predicted model, not a curated record